AUGACGAAGCACCAGAGACCAGCAGCAGACCGGGCCGUGUCCCUCUCCCUCUCCCUCUCCCUCGGCGCCGUGGCCGGCCUCAAGAAGAAGAUGCGCCGCGCCGGUGGGGAUCAGUUCGUGUGCAAGACGUGCGGCCGCUCGUUCCCGUCGUUCCAGGCCCUCGGCGGCCACCGGACCAGCCACCUGCGCGGCCGCCACGGGCUCGCGCUCGCCCUCACCCUCACCCUCACCGCCGGGGACCAGUACCGUGUCAAGCCCAAGAGUACAACGGAUCAGAAGCAGGCGCACCGGUGCCACAUCUGCUGCCAAGGGUUCGGGACGGGGCAGGCGCUCGGCGGCCACAUGCGCCGGCACCGUGACGAGGCGGUGCAGGCGCCUCCCGUUCUGCUCGAGCUGUUUCUCUAG
This is a messenger RNA of Triticum turgidum subsp. durum (durum wheat), 405 nucleotides long. NCBI's taxonomy places the organism in Eukaryota, Viridiplantae, Streptophyta, Magnoliopsida, Poales, Poaceae. The record is from the annotation of a GenBank genome assembly.